AUGCUUGAGAUUUUCCGUGCUAUGGACGUGAUCCAAUCGAGAUGUUCGCGCGUCUGUGUCCGACUCCAACACGCGACAUUCAUUUGUGAGAUGUCUAGCUUUCCACAGAAAGGGCUAGUCUGAGACCUGGAGAGCUUGCUCAUCUGCCUUCAUUCCUCUGCCUACAGGUGCAGCCGAGGGGGAGACCCCGGUGCGGCCUCCGCUCGUGCCCACAGCAUGCUUUAGAGCAGCAUCCAGUCAAAGUUUCGGUCUUCAGAUCUUUAUCGUUAAAGCAGAGAGACUUUUUCUACAUUCUCUUGACCAGGGUCUCUCCGAGACAGGUGUUUCUCCGAGAGUAUCUAACUGUCGGUGUGAUGACGAUUUCUGUUCACAGCGGAUAUGUGUGCACGGCAGUGGUAUCCUCGCAGCACCUCACCACUCGCUCGCACACUGGUCAGCUCGUCCGCAAAAGCUAUAAAAGUUGGAGCUGUGCUUCUUCCCUGGGGUCCAAAACCGUAUGAACAGGAUAGCCCUGCGGUGUGACCUCCAUCUGAAGAGAUCUCUACUCUUCGGAGAGAGAUAUGUCGUCAGAUUGAGAAGCCAAGUCUCACUGCGGGCAUUGGAGGCUCGCACAGGACAGGGCAGCUCUGCGUGUCUCGCCACCAGCCUCGUGCAGUCGGGCGCUGUGGAUCAGCUGAGCUCAAGGGUAGAUUCUGCCUGGGAGUAGAAAUACUCCCGUCACUCUUCAGCCACAGCAAGAGAGAGCCUGUUCACACACUCUGCCACAAUGGCAGGGGGCAUGGUGCCCAUGGUGGGCGCCGGAAAGCAAUAUGCAGGGCGGCUUACUCAGUACGUCGUCUUCGCUUGUAUUGUGGCCGCCAGUUCUGGUAUCAUAUUCGGCUAUGAUUUGGGCGUCUCAGGUGGAGUGACGUCCAUGGACGAUUUUCUGUCCAAAUUUUUUCCUUCCGUUUACAGAAACGAAAAAGCGGCCGAUGAAAGUGCCGAAGGGUCGGACAACUACUGUCGCUACAACGACCAGAUUUUGCAGUUGUUCACAUCGUCACUGUAUUUGGCCGGUCUAUGCGCGACCUUUUUCGCGAGUUACAGUACCCGCAACUGGGGACGGAGGCCAACGAUUAUUAUUGGCGGUGUGAGCUUUCUGCUCGGCUCCAUACUUAAUGGAGCUGCACAAGACAUCGCCAUGCUAAUUAUCGGUCGAAUUCUACUCGGAAUCGGAGUUGGUUUCGCCAAUCAGGCUGCGCCUCUCUACAUCUCUGAAAUGGCCCCAGCCAACUACAGAGGAGGCCUGAACAUCUGCUUUCAGUCAGCAACAACUAUCGGUAUUCUAGGCGCCAAUCUCAUCAACUACUUCACCGGUAAAAUCGACAGAUGGGGCUGGCGUCUUUCCCUGGGCUUGGCAGCAGUCCCUGCUUUCACUCUUACACUGGGAGCUCUGUUUUUACCGGAAACCCCCAACAGUUUGAUGGAGCGAGGCCAGCUAGCCAAAGGCCGGAAGAAUUUGGAGAGAAUCAGAGGAGUUAAAAAUGUGGACAUGGAGUACGAGGAUCUGGUGGAGGCCAGUCGGAUCUCUAACGCAGUCCAACACCCAUUUAGAAAUCUGCUUCUCCGUAAGCAUCGUCCGCAGCUGGUCAUGGCAAUUUUCAUCCCCAUGUUUCAGCAGUUGACAGGAAACAAUGCCAUCACAUUCUACGCCCCAGUUUUGUUCAAGAGUAUAGGAUUUGGCGACAAUGCUGCAUUAUAUUCGGCUGUGAUCGUCGGGUCUGUCAAAGUUCUCGGUACCUGGUUAUCCUUGGUGACAGUGGACAGAUGGGGCAGAAAAAUUCUGUUCUAUGAAGGAGGUAUUCAGAUGAUCCUCUGCCAGCUUGCUGUGGGGACCAUCAUGCAAAUGGAGCUCGGAGCUCAGAACACUUUGGACAAGCCCCUGGCAGUGGCAGUGGUUGUUCUCAUCUGCAUCUACGUAGCUGCAUUUGACUGGUCCUGGGGUCCACUGGCCUGGCUGAUUCCCAGCGAAAUCUACUCACUGGACAUUCGCUCUGCAGCUCAAAGUGUUACCGUGGCAGUAAAUUUUGCCUUCACUUUCCUCAUCGGUCAGAUUUUCUUGACCCUGUUCUGCGAGCUCAAGUGGGGAACAUUCUUCCUCUUCGCCGGCUUCUUGGCUUUCAUGACAUUGUUCGUGGGAUUGCUGCUGCCUGAAACUAAAGGCGUCCCGCUCGAGGAAAUGGACCUCAUCUGGAAAAAGCAUUGGUACUGGAAGAGGUUCGUCAAUGACGACGAAAAUGACAUCGAGCUGAAGGAUAACAAGCAAUCCUCUCUUGAAGCUUAAAAUCGCUUCAAUGUAGCUUUAUUUCACAGGUUUUAUACACUGUAAAUAUCUGGAUACUGUAUCGUAUCCACAGGUUGCUCUUGAAAACUGUUGAGUUCGUGAUCAUACAUAUUCAGCUGAGUCCAGAUCAGUACCCAUGGAUUCAUGGUGAGCAGCCGAUUCCAGAUGUAUGAUAGUACCGAAAAAAUCAUCAUGUGCUGUCAUAUUGAUAGCACGGUGACACGAUAGAAGAGCUAUGCCUUACAUUUGCAUCAUCAAGUGACUUUACUCAUGGCAAGUAAAUAAAGGCGACAUUUUUCCCGAUUG
Molecule: messenger RNA, 2629 nt
Organism: Marchantia polymorpha subsp. ruderalis
Lineage: Eukaryota; Viridiplantae; Streptophyta; Marchantiopsida; Marchantiales; Marchantiaceae
Source: the annotation of a GenBank genome assembly